Messenger RNA from Pecten maximus, 3183 nucleotides. Its product is annotated as prominin-1-A-like. The record is from RefSeq and is a predicted model, not a curated record. Gene Ontology annotation, cellular component: membrane. NCBI's taxonomy places the organism in Eukaryota, Metazoa, Mollusca, Bivalvia, Pectinida, Pectinidae. The transcript is spliced from 26 exons. Bases 269 to 2845 code for a protein of 858 amino acids.
AAUAGAUUGGUAUAUAGAUAUAAUUAUAUUGUGACAUUUAACAAGGACAAGAGCGGACUAAAUUACGUAUGUAAAACAAAUAUGUGUUUGAAUACCGUUUGAAAUAUUCCUCCAAACGUAUACGGCGGGAUAAAGAUUUCGACUGCAUUUGUGUUUACAGUGUGAACUCACUGAGGAUUCUGAUAUACUGACAUUCUUUUAGGAAGGGAACGUGUUUUAUUGUUUCAAAACCAUGUAAAAAUGUUUCUUACUUGACACAUUUUAAAACAUGGUGGCGAGAUUGGACUGUAUGUGGCUGGGGUGCCUCCUGGUGCUGGUAUCCGCUACAGGGGUUGGUGUGGUGUCGGCAGCAACUAUCUCAGAUACCUACGGGAACACGGCCUGGGGGAACGGGACAGUCACGUGGGGAUCACCACCCACGGGCAUCGCCUACAAGACCGUCAACUCCUACUCAGAUGACGGACUCGGCUUGCUAUUUGCCUUCACCAGAAGUUUUAUCAACACAGUUCAACCAAAUGAUUUCCCGUUUAGUCUGAUCAAAGAUGUUUUAAAUAACAACUUUGAUAUUGGAGAACGCUAUAUGGAGCUGGUAAACUACGCUAUGGGGUUUGGUAUCUGUUUUGUACUCGGACUCCUCUACGUUAUCUUCAUGCCGCUCUGUGGAUGCUGUUUCUGCUGCUGUCGGUGUUGUGGUAAUUGCGGUGGCGAUCUGAAACAGAUUUACGACGAAAAUGAGGGCUGUAAGAGAAUGGGUUUUGCGCAGGCGCUGUUUCUUCUCUCGAUUUGUUUAUUGGCUUCUGCAGCUUGUGUGUAUUCCACUAACGACCGAUUUACCAAGGCACUGGACUACGCUGAUGUCACCAUCGCUGAUAACUUAGACGAUUUAUCAUCUUACGUCAACAACUCGGCCAGCGAAUUUUCUUAUAUCGCAUUGGACAUGUAUGACAUCGUUAGCCGUGCUGUCAUCUCGGAUAUAGGAGAUCUUGGUCCGCUGGUGUACAAUGCUAUAAGUUCGACCCUCGAUAUCACUACGGUUAUCAACUCUGUGAUCGCGCUGGACACUACGCUAAAUUCCAUAAGCACAAAUAUGGCGCAAGUGAUAAGUGACGUCACGGCUCUAAAGAGUGCGGCCAAUACUUUGGACUCGUCCCUCAGUACUCUCUCCUCAGACAUUACCACGACGAAGUCCAUGUGUUCCAGUGACUGUGUACCUACCACGGCGUGUGAUAGCUUCUCUACAUCCGGGCUCAGUAUGAGUGCUGACUUCUCUACGCUACCAGACCUAACCUCUACACAGUCAGCAGUGGACGCCGUGGUGGCCCAGAACCUUACUGGGAUCGCUAAUUCGGCCAGUUCAGCACUAGACGGCAUAGCCACCACAGUGAACAGCUCCACGGUAACUGUACGAGACUCACUUCAAACGACGAUGAAUACAUUCAAGAGCACACUCAAUACCAUGAUAGACAGCCUUAUGAGUAACCUCGACUCGGAGUUCCCUACAGAUAAAAUAAAGGCAGACAUGAAUACUCUUUUCACAACUGCAAAAGAUUACGACCUGUACAGAAUUUACUUCGGAUAUGGUUUGAUGGGCGUAUUCUCAUUGGUCCCUCUAAUGUUCAUGAUCGGUAUCCUGUGUGGCUGCGCAUGCCUGGGAGAGAACGUCCGGCCGACAGAAAGAGGCUGCAUUCCCAGCUGUGGUGGCUGUCUCAUGAUCAUAGCCACAGCGCUCAUCUUCCUCCUGGCCGGAUUACUUAUGCUGUUGACCACCCUCUCAUUCAUGAUUGGCGGGAACCUGGAGAAAAUCUGUCAGACAAUGAUCGACUUGACCAUAUUCAAAGAUUUUCUGGACACUGGAGCUUUGUCGAGUUUCAAUUUGGGAGAAAUGUUGUUAAGUAACGCGUCAAUCAGCAUAAGCAUGUACAGUCUCCUCAUUGGAUGUCGUGCCAACAAAGCCCCUUUCAACCUGCUACACCUUGACGCCAUACUUCCUUUGGAUAGUGCUCUCAACUACUCACAGUAUCUCGGGGACAUUGACUCCCAGUUAAACGAUAUGACCAACAAUGUGGACCUUUCAAACUUCAAAGUACUUACAACAGACAUGCAGAACAGUUUAACCGACUUCAAGAACUCCGGCAUAGACUCGAUAGACUUCGCGACAAUGAAUUCCACGCUUGCCCAAACCAUUACGUCAGUUGACUUCUCAUCGCUCAUAUCCUCCAUGACGGCGAUUAAGAACCUCUGUACAGGUACCACACAGUCACGAUGGCAGACACAUAUAUCAACAACAACUACUAUACGGGACGUGGAAUUACCAGCCGUGGAAUCAGCAAAGACAAGUUUGCAGACAUCCUUGAGCGCCUUGGAGAAUUCUAUAGGCGGAGUCACGGCACAGAUUGACUACGUGUUGGCGACGGCUGCUGCAGCAGACAACCAGAUUCAAAACAACGUCACUUCCGUUUUGGCUGCAGCAGCUGUGACUUUCAAGAACCAAAUGUUGUCAUAUGUUGAUUCCUAUAUUCUUAAAGUUCGGGAUAUGGUGUACAACGAUGUGGCUAAAUGCCAACCGCUGUGGACACUGUACGAGUCUAUGACGACGAUGUUGUGUAGUUACACCGUGGACGCUUUAAAUGGUUUCUGGUUCGGACUCGGCUGGGGUCUGUUGUUUGCGGUACCCUCUGUUGUGAUUGCUGUAAGGGCGUCCAAGUAUUACAGAAAGAUGAAUGAAGAUGAAGGUUACGAUGAUGAAGUGAAACCUGAAAACGAGGAUAUUGACUACUUUGAAGUUAGAUACAACGCAAUGAAAAGGUAUAACAAUAGGAGAGUGGCACCGGACUUUUAUGAUUGAUAGCCUUCUCUAGACUGUGGACAAAGAAUCGAUUGGAUGAGAAUAUAAUUAUUUUUCCUAAUUUUGUUAUAUACAGAUUUGAAUAGCUGUUAUAUAUAAAUUGUGCAUAACCUUAACCAUAACACUUGGUGUAACACUGUAAGUUAAAGAAGACAAAAAUCCCAACGAUCACCGGGGAUUAGUUCUUAAGAGUAUAAUGAUAUUUUCAUUUCCAGUAAGCAAAAAGUUAUAACAAGAUGAUGAACAUAAUGGUGUCUGUGUUUAAUAAAUCUACGUUCGACAUAAUUGCUGGAUUUAGUAAAGCCUUCAAAUUAAAAAUCGACAUCAUCUUUUCAAAA